Molecule: messenger RNA, 2074 nt
Organism: Ascoidea rubescens DSM 1968
Lineage: Eukaryota; Fungi; Ascomycota; Saccharomycetes; Ascoideales; Ascoideaceae
Exons: 2
Coding region: 131-2020 (629 amino acids)
Cellular component (GO): commitment complex; nuclear speck; U2AF complex
Molecular function (GO): poly-pyrimidine tract binding; pre-mRNA 3'-splice site binding
Source: RefSeq, a predicted model, not a curated record
CGGAUUGUUACGUAAGCAUUGCAUAAUCUGCUUCUCUGAACAUGAGUAGAAGAAAAGAGGUAUUGAUGGAGAGCACAAAUGUUGGAGCAGCUGUGCUUCUUUUGCUGACAUAUUGGCUACUGUGUUACUGAUGACUGAUUUAAAGGGCUCGUCAAAUAUUCCAACCGGACCCAGGCGUUUUCGAGAAAGAAACGACCCCAGGGUUUCAUUCAAACCCUCUAACGAUGACUUUGCCAGGAGAAGGCCUUCAAGAUACCACACAAGACGUGGGGAGAGAUCAACUGAAAUAUCAAGAGAAAACUCCAGGGAAAGAAUCCAAAACCGCUAUAUUGAAAGGCUGGAAGAAAGCCAACGACCCAGACAAACAGCGAGAGAAAGAAAUGGAUUAGAUCCAAGAUAUAGAAGGAGUGCAUACUCAAGAUCAAGGUCUACAACUCCCACCAGACAUUACAUGUCCAAUUCAAGGUCUAGAUCUGGAUCCAGGUCGAGAUCAAAUCAAAAUUUAAGAUCAAGAUCAAGAGACGAUUAUCGCUCAAGGUCUAAUCGAUAUUCAGAUAAACAUUCCCAUCUUUCUAAUAAAGUGGAUCCUGAAACUGUUAUCUCCAUUGAGAAAAGAGAUAGAUCUUCAUACACCUUAUGGGAUUUAAAACCUCAAGGCUUUGAAGAAAUUUCUGCUGAAAAAGCUAAAAUCUCAGGCUUUUUUCUUUUGCCUGGAAUCCGUUUAAACAACAAUAACAGCAAUAACGAUAACAACAACAACCAAAAUUUCAAUAUACCUAAAGAAAAUGGCGAUAAUAAAUUAGGCUUAAAGUUUCAACCUAAUCUUAAUGAUUUGAAUAAUAAUUUUAAUAAUAUUCAUAAUCGAAAAUUACAGCAUCAACAACAACUUGAUUUACGUAAAUUUCAAAAUUUUUUGAUUGAUAACGUAAAGAAUGAUGCCACUCUUAAAACUAUAACCGAUCCCAAUUCAAAUGUCAACUGUGAAAAUUCUUCUAAUUCAAAAAGAAUUUUAGUAAGAAAUCUUACUGAUAAUUCUAUUGCUCCUCAAAUAAUUGCUUAUAUUAAUGAUUUCCUUGACUCAAUUCAUAACUUUUUCUUUAAAAACCCAAUUCAAUCUUAUGUUGUUUUAAACAACACUAUAAUACUACAAUGUCAAGACUUUAGAAUCCCUUCUAUAUUAAUUGCACUUGAUGGUCGUUUAAUAGAUCAUCUAAAUUUUAGACUUUCAAUAUCUAGACCUGAUGAAUAUAUAAUCCCCAAUUCUACUCAGACCAGUGAUAGAAAAAAUAGUUAUUGGUCUAUAGUUCCAGACUCUGACUCAAAACUAGUAAUUUCUAACAUUCCUCUAAAAUAUGACGAUGAAUCUUUGAAACAAAAAAUAUCCGCCAUCUCAGAUAUUGAGAAUCUAUGUCUUUUGAAGGAAAAAAAUAAUCCUAAUAUUAAUAAGGAUAUAGCCUUUCUUACAUUUAAAGAUUGGCAAAACACCUCGAAAUAUAUUGAAAAAUUAAACUCUUUUGAAUUAGAAGGGUCUAAAUUGAUUUGCAAAAGGUGUUGUGCUGGUUAUCAACAGAACGUUCAAAUGAAUUGUCUUAAUUUACUCAAUUUAGUCAAAGGCACUGACCCUUCGAUUCAUAAAAAAUCAAAUGUUUUAUUGAUUUUAAACUCCUUUAAUGUUGGAGAAAUUUUGGAUAAACAAUCAACUGCUGUAAAUAAGGAAUCUAAUAGUAUCAUUCAAAAAGAAAUUGUUGAAAAAGUGAAUAGCCUUGAAUCAGAUUUUAGAGAAGAAUGUUCUAAAUAUGGAGAGGUAAUUGAUAUUAAGAUUCCACAUCUUGAAAACAUAGCAAAUUUCAAAAAAGAAAUUGGAGCCAAUUCUAAUUUUGGAAAAAUAUUUAUUAAAUUCAAAAAUUCCGAAAUUUGCUCAAAUGUUAUGAAAAAUAUAAGUGGAAGAAAAUAUAAUGAUCGUUUGUUAUUAUCAACUUAUUUCAGUGAAAGUGACUUUGAACUUGAUUUAUUUAAGUAAAGAUAAGAGUUUUAUUUUGCUAGAGUUUUUUGCUCUUAUUAUUUGAUUUUUCUG